Pocillopora meandrina is the source of this 6540-nucleotide messenger RNA. The record is from the annotation of a GenBank genome assembly. Lineage: Eukaryota; Metazoa; Cnidaria; Anthozoa; Scleractinia; Pocilloporidae.
CUCCAAGCGGAUAAUCCCUCCAAACAAACGAAUUGAAAUUGAAAAAAGUUACCAAAAUCUGUGAAGUUAUUCGCCUGAUCUGAUUUUACAAGAUGGUGAGUAUUAUGAUAGAGUAUUUUGAUUUAAAAGACAGGAUGCGUCCAUUUUGUGAAGAUUAUAUGACGAUAUAAGAUAAUAUAAUGAGGAAUUUAUCAAAGCUUAGCCGUCACUAGAAACCAUAUGUAAUGAUUCAGCUGAAUGAUUGUGUUUCCGUCUCUAGUUUGGGUUUGAAAUGUUUGGUGGUGUGCCUAGGACAUUCAAUACACACUUUCGUUGCUAUUCAGUCGUUAUGUUUCCGGGAAAUGAGAGAGAAGACGUGGAACGUGGCGGUAAAAGUAAGUUAGUUUUUUACAUACAAUAUCUAGGGAUUUAAUCUGUUAUUGUUGCGUUUACGACAUUGUACCUCGUGUGAGCUUAAUAGAUCAAAAAAUUAACCCUUUAACCCCUCGAUGUUUGGGUGUAAAUGGUUAAUUUAAGGGGCCCCUUCACCCUGCGACAUAUUCCAUUUGACUGCUAAGAGAACCCAGACUGUUGUAACGAGAAGAUUCUAAAUUUGCCAUGUCAAUCAUAUCAGUUAUUUUAUAGGUAAUAACAUGAUUUCGAGUACAAUUUGGUGUAAAUAAGUACAAGUUAAGUUUUUAAAGAAAACAGAAUUGCUCGAGCCAGUGCAACUUUUGAAUUUGAAAAAUUUAUAAGUGCCUAUUACACCAAAUUAUAAGAUAAAUCACACGAUGUCAUUACUUGUUAAUAAUGUAAAUGAGAAAACAUUGCAGUAAGUCAAGACAGACGAAAUUUUGAAAGUAUGCACAUUUUAUUUGUAAUAUGCACUGGUCUUACAACUUUGCAUUUGUAUUACAUGAGAAAGCACUUGUUUUCAGCCAAUCAGAAGCACAUAAUUUUUUAUUAUGAACAUUAUUUUUUGUAAGUUUUUUCUUUUUAUUUACAUAAUUAUUUACUUAUUCUUAUUUUUCAGUUAUAAUGCCUCCCUCAGCCUUGGAUCAACUAAGUAAGUCUGUUCUAGAGAUAGAUAAUCUGUUUAUGGUUUUCUAAGUGUGGCAGUAAGUCAAAUGUUUAUGAGGUAAUAACGUAUCUUUUUUAAGUUUCAUUCAGCAUGCAUGCUUUGAUCCCAUCUGCCUGUCUUAAACCCUUUCACCCCUAAGAUCUCAAAAGUAUCUCUCCUUACCGUCCACGAUUCAGUUCUGAAAAUUUAGUCUCAAAACAAUUAGCAACCCUUGAUGUUUUUUUCCUUAUUCUCAUUACAUGUCUGCUGAACAAAUUAUUGAUUAGGUAAGGAGAAACUGCUUAUGGGUCACUCCUGGGAGUGAAAGGGUUCAUAGUAUAUUUAAACAGUUAUUGUCGUUGAAGAUUAAACUGGGUUUCUGCAUACGCAAUAUUUACUAAUAUGAAUUUUGCCUGAUUGUGAUUUACAGCAAGACUUCACAUUGUUUACCCAAUGCUCUUCAAAUUGUCCAGUACAAAAUCAGGUAGAAAUACUCAUUGUGGAGUACUGGAGUUUGUUGCUGAUGAAGGCAAGAUUUAUCUUCCUUACUGGGUUAGUAAUUAUAUGGUCAUUCUUGUUAAUUGUGUCAAACUAAUAAAAGUGGUUUUAACCUUGAAUGCAGAACAUCAGAAAAAAGGAAUACAUCCUCCUCUUAGCCACCCGCAAUUUUGUGCAAAAGUGAAAAAACUUGCAUGGAAAACAUGCCAUCAUUCCUCUGUUAUUUUUAUUUACGCAUCGAUUCUUUCUUUUUAAUCUCUCACAUUGUUUUGAAAAGUUAUCUAAUAUAUCUCUCAGUUAGUAGGUGUGCUAUUAUUGGUCAAUUUAUUAGGCUGUAUUUUACUGUAUGGACUGUUGAAUUCAAAAGUUUGUUCGAAGUGAAGUCUUCUCCCUCUAUUUGUAAUAAGAGAUAUGAUAAACAUCUUACUAACCUCGUUUACUUGGUCUGUACUGUAAGUUACAGAUUGUAUAAAGUAUAAUUUUAUCAAGGGGCUACUUAAGAUAUUUCCCUUUUUUUCUGAACUGAUGUUUUGUCAAACCUAUUGCUGGUGUACAAUGUUGAAAAUUUUAUAUCAGUCCAAUACAAAAAAUAUAUAUAUAUAGCAUAUAUUUUAACCUCCUGCAUUGUUAAAAAAAAAACAUGAUAAAUGAUGGAAAUGUCAUCAAUCCUUAACACCAAUUUGUUGCAUAGUUGUUGAGGCUAUUUUUUUCUAUUUUUUUUUUUUUUUAAAGAUGAUGCGCAAUUUAUUAUGUGAAGAAGGUGGUUUGCUACAGGUGGAGAGUGCAUCACUGCCUGUUGCAUCAUAUGCCAAGUUUCAACCACAAUCAGUUGACUUUUUGGAUAUCACCAACCCAAAGGCUGUGUAUCCUUUGUUGUAUAUGGAACUUAUGAAUGCUUUCAUUUAUAAUCCAAAUUGCAGUUCAUGAUAAGUGUGAAAAUACAGUUACAUUGAACUUAUAAACCUGUUAACACAAGAAAUAAACAGUCCCAAAUUUUUUCACGCAGUUGCUAACAGUUCGUUGAGUUAAAAAAUGUUUUAGUAAAUUGAAGAGAUUGAUAAUUGAGAUGCUACCAGCACCCUGGUUAUUCAAAAACCUAUAGUUUAUUGCACAGGUUAACUCACUAAAAAAUAAAACAUUUGAAGUUUAUUGUAUUAAAACAAUUUUCUAUCUGUUUCCCAGCAUCAUAAUCCAUUUGAGAUGUGGGAGAACACUCCAACAGUUUAUAAAUUUUUCCCCUUGUGGCUUGUGACUUACAAACAGUCUAUAGAAUGUAAAAUACCUUCCCUUACAAAUAACAUAGCUUAGAAAAUGCACUCAGGUCAUUUGCCUGUCUCACUAAAGGUGAUGUAAUUGCAAUCAAGUACAAUGAAAAGGUCAGUAAACAAUUAGGGUUCUUGAAGUGAAUUUUUUUUGUAAUCAUUCCUAAUUUCCUUUCCCUUUUUUUUUAUUCAGAAAAUGGCUUGUAUUUUGCUAAGAGAUGGUUCUUUUAAUUUGCCAGUCAUUACUAACACUCAGAUUGUUAUUCAACCCUUUACACACUAACAUCAGUAUGCAUUUUCUCCCUAAGUAUUCUCUAUACAUUUCUUAAGUUUCUGACAUGGAGAAUUUGUUUAACAAUCAAGAACUUCUUUGGUUGGUGAUCAUUUCCUUUACUCUCAUGACCUUAAUGUUUGAUUCAGGGGUGAUACUGUGACGGGAAAGUAGAUGCUAGUCACUCUAAAGGGUUUAAGGGCUAUUUGGGAUGCAUUCUUGAAAAUAUUUGUGUGUUCUGAAAGCAUAUUGAUUAAAGUGACAAUCUAUUGAUAUUUCCUUUGUUGGUUUUCAGAUUUAUGAGUUUUUGGUUCUUGAAACAAAACCUGGAAAUGCAGUGUCAAUUAUCGAGUGUGAUAUGCAGGUACAAACAUAAUGUCACAAAGUCCAUUAGACAAAGUGUGAUUUAUAUAAUGCAUACUACACUGGCCACAAAGCAAUAUAAUUGUUAGUGAGUACAUGAUCUUAAUCCUUCAGGUUGAGUUUGCCUCGCCUGUUGGAUAUGUUGAACCAGAAAGGCAAGAGAAAAAGGCUGAGAAAAAAGAAGAAGAGGUAAGCAAUGAAUCAAUUCAUCAGUCAGUCAGUCAGUCAGACAGUGUCAGAAGGUCAGUCAAUCCUGUCAAUUAGAGGGUUAAUCAGUCAGUCCAUUAGUCAGUCGGACAAUCACUCAAUCACUCAUUCGGUGAGUCCGUCAAACAGUAAGUCAGCCUGUCAGCUAGUCAGUUAGUCCGUUAGUACGUCAUUCAGUCAGUCCAUCAGUCACUUAGUAUGUUAGCCCGCCAGUCAGGCAAUCAGUUAGUCAAUCAGUUUGUCAGUCGUUAAGUCAGCCAGUCUUUUGGUCAGUCAGUCAAACGAUCUGGCUGUCAGACAAUCAGUCAGUCAAAUAAUCAGUCAAUCAGUCAUAGAAUCAGUCGAUCAGUCAGUCAGUCAGUCCAUCAAUCAGUCACUCACUCACUCACUCACUCAGUCAACCAAUCCGUCAAACAGUCGGUAAAUCAGCCGGCUAGGUUAUUACUCCAUCAGUCAGUCAUUCAGUCUAUAAGUUAUGUAAGAGAGUCAGUCAGCGAGUCAAUCAGUCCAUCAUCUUUUCCUUAACAAUGCGUGAAUCUGUUCACCUACCACUGGACAAAUUUUUGGCGAAUCACAGAAUGACUGACCCAUGAAAAACAUUGUAGUUGGACGAAUGGAGUUUAGGAACUCGCAAACAAAAUAACGAACGAAACAACAACCUGCUGACUUUGCAAGAAAUUUAGUGUGAACAACUGAGUUGAAAACGUAAAUUGGCCACCGUAAAUAGUUAAAAAGGCUGACGUUUCGAGCGUAAGCCCUUCGUCAGAGCGAUGCAAGAGGCAGCUUAAGAGAGAAAUUGAAUGGUAAUCUAGAAAAGAAAUGGUAUGAUAACUGCAUGGUGAUCUAUAAAAGAGAAUGUUGCCAAUAGGACAACAGAGCCUUACUUCUAGAGACGGUAAGUCAAGUCGAAAUAAGCAGCAGUAAGUCUUAUUGAACUUUACUAGCCAGCGAGAGAACGAACAAAUGCGCGAAACCUCAAACGGAUCAAUUCCGCUCAUCACUCGCUUUUUUCGUCCCUAAUUUUUUCUAGCAAGCUGAUGUACCGCAUGUGGAACAUGGUUUCCAGGUAACAUACGUUGUACAUUUGGAUUCUAUUGAUGACAUCAUGGUUUGUAGAAUGUACUAAUUACCAUUAGGAAUCUUAUUUUCUGUUAAAAGUAGCAUUGGCAAAACCUGCAGAAAUUUCGAUCAACCUACUUAGUAAAAAGAAGCCUCCAGCCCUUUUUGAAGUUGAGUUUGUUUGGUCUUCCCCAACUUUGUUGUGAAUACAUAAGCUGCAGAACAGGCGUAUCUUUUAUCUAUUUAUUAAUUAAUUUAUCUAUUGUUCCUUUUUUUGCGUUGAGCAGGCGAGCCCGGAAGUGUUCACGGGGCUCGCCGUUCACGCUUUCCUCGUGCCUGCCUGGCGCAUGUAUCUGCACGCCUAAAAAACGCCAAUUAACCUUCCCUUCUUUUUUUUAAACUGGAAGGCUUUUACUGGUUCAGGAUUUCGCUUGGACGGGAAGAAAAAGAAGUCAAAUGUUCCGUCUAAUCCGGUACCAAUUGGUCCUCCUGUUAUUAAGAGGUAUGAUUGGCGUUUCUGUUUAGAGGCUGAUUCGACUUUCCUCUUUCUUUACCUUGUUUAUGUUAUUUCUAUUUCAGGGGAAUUCCUAAUUACGACUUCGAAAAAGGGAAGAUUACUUUUAAAAGGAACUUAAACAAAUCGAACAACUCACAGGUACAUGUAGAUCAACCAAUUUGUAAUUCAUCAAAAAAAAAUUUCUGUCCCAAUCGGUGUGUAUUUGGGCACUGCGGCUAUGCACGGCCGUUUUUUUUUUUUUUUUUUUUUUCGUUUUUUGAUGUCGUUCUUUUUUCGGUAAAGGCGGUUGACUUUCAAGUAUUUUAACCCUUUGACCCCUAAGAGUGAUUAGCAUCUAAUUUCUCCUUACAAUGUCACCCCUGAAUCACACAUUAAGGUCUCAAGAAUCAAGGAAAUGAUCACCAACAAAAAAGGCUUUUGAAUGUUCAAUAAAUUCUCCUUGUCGGUAACUUAGGAAAUGUAAAGAGAACAGUAUGGAGAAUAUGCAUGCUGAUGUUGGGGUGUAAAGUGGUUAAGUCAAGGAAACUUCUCCCUCUUUACUUUGUUUUGUUUGUUGUUGUUCUGGUUGUUAACGUUGUUUUUCCUUAUCAUGUCACUCUCUCUUUUUUACAGUCGAACAACAAGGGAGAAUCUAGUAAGCCAGAAUUUGAAGCUUUUACAGGGUCAGGAAAAACGUUACGACAAAAGAGGAAAAAUUAGCUGUUAAAAAAAUGGAGUAUUUAGUUAAACCAUACAUAAAUGUACAGUAUGAACGAGAAGAGAGAGUUUUGGAAUCAUGCAAAGCUCACUUAUUUCCCACUAAAACUAUUUACAGAAUUGAAGUUAAGCUCAGGCUGGUGGAAGUCUGUACGACACGAAAUAAACAUCGAAGAGAAACGAGCUAUUUAUGUAGCGUGAGCAAAUUAGUUUUCAGUGAAAGAGCUCAUUUUUGGAACGUAAUUGUGGUAUACUGGUCUGUUAAAUUGAUCUUUCUUCAUAUUCAAGUACAACGAAGCAACAAAUAAACUCCGAUCAGAUAGAUUUCAAUUCUUGUGUAAUCAGAACACAGGCGUUCUGCUUUUUCAAUAUAUCUCUAAUAUCAGUGUACUUGAAUGCUUGACCAAUCAUAUUUAUGCAAGUUAUUCUAUUAUGUUUUAAAUGUUUAUUAAAUAUUAAAGUUUUCCACAACUGACAUUUAACGAGAAAAUAGAAAGGCUUACAAAGGAUACCUUAAUACCUGGUCUAAAAUCCACGUCAAAUCCGAGAGGCAUCCGGUUGAGGACCGAUGCUAAUCUUUCCCUCAGAUGUAUUUUCAUAUUUCUCCGAAGUAAAAAAGAUAGAUGGC